This is a messenger RNA of Ictalurus furcatus (blue catfish), 2214 nucleotides long. RefSeq names its product mitogen-activated protein kinase 15 (gene mapk15). Lineage: Eukaryota; Metazoa; Chordata; Actinopteri; Siluriformes; Ictaluridae. Gene Ontology annotation, molecular function: MAP kinase activity; ATP binding. Bases 236 to 2074 code for a protein of 612 amino acids. Gene Ontology annotation, cellular component: cytoplasm; nucleus. The transcript has 15 exons. The record is from RefSeq and is a predicted model, not a curated record. Gene Ontology annotation, biological process: protein phosphorylation; intracellular signal transduction.
CGGCAACGACUACAAACGCGAAGCCAUGAGCAACUCCUCGAGCUCCGGCUGAAGGAGAGUCAAACUGCAGGAGAUUUCAUUUUAUUUUAUUUCACCCUCCACCAACUGCACCAUGUCAAUAAAGGGCAAGGAGGCGGCUUAGGCAAGACAUAAAGCGGUCAUUACAGGCUGUUUCCUGCUACAAGCGCAGUUGUUUUCACAGCAUAAGCCAAGAAGAAGGAGAAGAAGUUCCAGAAUGAACCUGACGGAAGUGGAAGAGCACAUCACAGUGAAGUAUGAAAUCAAGAGGAGACUCGGGAAAGGGGCAUAUGGAAUUGUAUGGAAAGCAGUGGACAGGAAGACCGGCGAGACAGUGGCUGUGAAAAAAAUCUUUGAUGCCUUUAGAAAUAGAACAGAUGCUCAGAGAACAUUCAGAGAAAUCAUGUUUCUUCAGGAGUUUGGGGAUCAUCCCAAUAUCAUCAAGCUGCUCAACGUCAUCCGAGCCCAGAACGAUAAAGAUAUUUACUUGGUGUUUGAGUACAUGGAUACCGACCUGUAUGCUGUUAUUAAGAAAGGCAACCUUUUAAAGGACAUUCAUAAGCGCUAUAUCAUGUACCAGCUUCUCAAAGCCACCAAAUACUUACACUCAGGGAAUGUUAUCCACAGGGACCAGAAGCCCUCGAAUAUACUAAUCGAUGCAGACUGCUUUGUCAAACUGUGUGAUUUCGGCUUGGCGCGCUCCCUCUCCCAGAUCCAAGAGGAUGUUGUGAAUCCUGCCUUAACAGAAUAUGUGGCAACACGGUGGUACCGUGCUCCUGAAAUUCUCCUUGGCUCCACUAGGUACACCAAAGGCGUGGACAUGUGGAGUGUGGGCUGCAUUCUGGGAGAGAUGUUGCUGGGCAAGCCGCUUUUUCCUGGAACCUCUACCAUGAAUCAGAUAGAGAAAAUUAUGAGUGCUAUUCCACAUCCUUUGCCAGAAGACAUUGUGGCCAUCAGGUCAGAGUAUGGAGCGUCUGUAAUUCAGAGAAUGCUGCUUAGGCCACAGGUGCCAUUAGGGGAUAUAAUGCAGCCUUCAGUGCCACCUGAUGCUCUUGAUCUGCUACAACGCCUGCUUGUCUUUAAUCCUGAUAAACGACUAACUGCAGAGGAGGCACUCCAGCACUCUUAUGUGGCCAAGUUUCAUAACCCAUCCAGGGAACCUGGUCUGGACUAUGAAGUUAUUCUUGCUGUGGAUGACGAUGUCCAGCUCUCUGUGACUCAAUACAGAAACAAACUCUAUGAGAUGAUUCUGGAGAAACGGGCCUCUCGCCAAAUGGCAAGAAAAGCUCAUCUGAAGCAGAAAGCUGAGGAAAAGCCUGGGAGAGAUGUUGGGGAAAAUGAACGGGAUAAAGCAAAUAUAAAUGAUAAAGAGUGUAAGAAGGCGGAGAGAAAGGACGGGGAAGGGGUUGGUGAAAAGAAAUUGUUGCAACACAACAAAGACCAACCUGGAGCAGGAUCAGUCACUACCAAGCCUGUCUCCAUACAAAAUCUUGCACAAGUAGCCAUCGGGAGAAGCAGUCCAGCUGCAAAUGGCAGCAUGACCAAGACAACUUACAACCCAAUCACACAUGUGUCCAAUGAUGUGGUCAGACCAUCUUGUAAUCCUUCAGUGACUGCUCAGCAUCAACAUAAUCGAUUUGGCAGAAAGCUGGUGCAGCAGUAUCAGAACAAUGACAGCGGUAGUAUCUUUCCUGUACAGGCGUCUAACAAGAGUAUAGAGCAGAGUCAGCAGCGUGGUCAGUCAGCCCCUAUGGGAGGCACCCGCUCCUUCUCCCUCGCUCUCUUACAGCCACAGAAUAACGCUCUGUUUCACAAGGAGGAACCCGACCUGACGUCAGGCCUGUGUGUCACCUCUGCACGGCUGAACCCACGCUCCCCCUCUCAGACUCGGACUACAAACCCUCCCCUCAGGUUUAGUAAGAAAGUCUUCCAGAACAACUCAAACGUUUCUUGUGCCGGAGACCCUCAAGCCAGACUGGGCAGCUACUCUCAGGCCUAUGGACCCAUCAACAGAACAGAGCUGAACAGCCUGCUUAGGGGUCGCCAGCAGCUUUAGACUGUUGGACUGAAUAUGUAAAUACAUUUAUAUGAAAGGAGACAUACACCUCUAUCUGCUGCAUGUAGGAUGAUGUCAGAUUUCACUGUCAGAUUGAACCUUGUACAGAAAAGUGAACUUCUUGCAAUAAAUGUAAUUUG